AUGAAUAAUAGUAUAAUAGCUAUAGAUAUAUUACCAUGUAAUGAUGGCAAAGUGAUAAUGUAUGGUGCUCCUGAUAAAGACGCAACAGUCAAAUUAUCUGGUAAAUUACGCAUCGUCCUUUCAAAACCACUUAAAACAAAAUUCGUCGCAAUACAAUUGAAGGGAAAAUCGGAAUUUUCCGACUGGGAGAACCAAUACUCUUGCAUAAACGUUGCAAAAUACGAAAACAUAAUUCGCGAAAAGUUUACUUUACCACUUGGUGUAACCGAUUUGGAUUACGAAUUUGAAUUACCUGCCAACAUUCCUCAAACAUAUGUCACCCCUUUUGGUCUAAUAAAAUAUAAAUUGGUUGCAACAGUUCAGCCAGCUUCGCUCUUAACAAAAUAUGGAAGAGUCGAAAAACCAAUCACUUUUCACCGACAUUAUUUACCCUGCAAAAGAGAUCUGUUGCCCGCUCCUCCCACAAAAGUCUAUAAAGGUCAACGGAAAGAUAUUCUAAAAUAUGAGUUGGAUGUGCCUACUAUCACGUGCAUUGAUGACAAAUCAAUACUGGUUAGACUCAGAUUAUUGCCUUUAACAGAUCAAGGAAAGAUUGAAAAAGUUUCUUUUGAUAUGAUACAAUCUGAAAAAUAUAGAAUUCAUCCAACUAACCAAGAUCUUCGAGAUUUUGCUAUUGAUGGCGCUCAACUUGUUGGUAAUGUUCAAUUAAGCGGCUCAUCAUCUUUAAAGCGUGUGAGAUCUCAUCCGAUAAAACCAACCACAUUGAAUAUCCACCACGAUGAUGAUUGUUGGAAUUCUCCUUUAACUUGCAACUUGCCAUUCACUAGUCAUGCUAUUUCUGAUUCUGACUCAAGCAAAAAAACAAAAUUAAAGGCUUCAAUAAAAAAAUUGACUUUUCCUAUUACUAUUACCACUGUACCUGAAAAAAAUGAUUUCGAUGGUGGUUUACCUUCAUACGAUGAUAGAUAUCAUAAACUUCGACAAAAGAAAAGCCAAAAUUCGUUGGCACAAUCUUUAGGCAAGUUAUUGUUAAGGUCUGAUAGUAAAUCUAAAUCCAAAUCUAAAUCAUCAACACCAAGUAUAUCAGCUUCAACAUCUCCAAAAACAUAUUCACUCACCUCUUCCUCUUCCUCAGACUCAACAUCAUCAUUAGCAUCAUUAGCAACAACCGAUCAAUCAAGUGAUAACGAUGAUGAUAAUCCAGAAAUUCGUUCAGCUCCUUCAAGUCCACUUCAAAGUAAAUUUCACGGUAUUGAAUUCAAUAUUUCAUUACCAAGCCCUACUUUGGGAUUUUAA
Molecule: messenger RNA, 1296 nt
Organism: Entrophospora sp. SA101
Lineage: Eukaryota; Fungi; Glomeromycota; Glomeromycetes; Entrophosporales; Entrophosporaceae
Source: the annotation of a GenBank genome assembly